Chelmon rostratus (copperband butterflyfish) is the source of this 1020-nucleotide messenger RNA. It is a transcript of the gene il17a/f3, whose product is annotated as interleukin 17a/f3. Gene Ontology annotation, cellular component: extracellular region. The record is from RefSeq and is a predicted model, not a curated record. Gene Ontology annotation, molecular function: cytokine activity. Gene Ontology annotation, biological process: inflammatory response. The transcript is spliced from 4 exons. NCBI's taxonomy places the organism in Eukaryota, Metazoa, Chordata, Actinopteri, Chaetodontiformes, Chaetodontidae. Bases 35 to 517 code for a protein of 160 amino acids.
CAGCACUUCACAGUUUGAGCUGAGACACACAGUCAUGCAGCAGGUGUUGAGAGCUUUGCUGGUGCUGAGCGCCGCGCUGCUGCACGCCAGCAGGACAGGCCAGGCGGUCUCAGUGCAGCUGGGGCGAGGAACUGGACUGCGGGGAAGGACAGUGAGACUGCUCCUGGACCCUUCAGUGCGUCAAAUCGCCAGCACGCCUGCCUCAACCAUAGCCAACAUGUCUCUGUCGCCAUGGACGUACAGAGAGUCCUGCGUGGCCUCUCGCUUGCCCAGGCGGAUCGCUCAUGCUCAGUGCCUGACCUCCGGCUGUCUGAGCCUGCAGGGCGGAGGAGAGGAUGCAGCCCUGGUGGCUAAACCUAUCAACUACCAGGUCCUGGUCCUCCACAGGGUCCCGAGGCAAAGCCACAAUAACAAAAGAGGGAGGAAGGCUAGGAACAAGUAUGACUUCCGCCUGGGGACGGAGGUGAUCACGGUGGGCUGUACCUGUGUGAGGCCCAGUGUCAUCCCACAGCAGUAACACACAUGUCUUAAGCAAUAUUUUCAAACGACUUGGUGAAAAAGGGCCUUUUAUGACUGUUGUGACCGAAUAGCACUAGCGUGUUCCUGACUUGCUUGCAUGUUAGCCAUUAGCUCGCCAGCUACUGUUGUUAUCAACAAGCCCUGUGACUCAACCCACCGCCACAAAGCCUCCAGCAGAUGUAAUGUCAUGAAUAUGUACAAAUGAUAAUAACUGCAAAGAGCUGCUUUUCUUUCUGCCCCCUAGUGGUGAAAAUUGCUUAAUGCAGCUUUAACCUAGGCGUGAAAGUACAGUGACAGAUAAACACUGCUGGAUGAUUUUUUUUAAUAAUAAUAAUAAUAAUAAUCAUAAUAAUAAUAAUAGUAAAACAUGUACUGUAUUGAUUUUCUCAGGAUUACUGAGCCAUGGAAGGGGUGUUAUUAGAAUAAAUAUUUGUAUAUGUAAUGGUAAUGCUAUUUUUGAAGGGUGUGUAUGUUCUUUUAUAUAUGUUAUUUUUAAGUCAC